Messenger RNA from Pyrgilauda ruficollis (rufous-necked snowfinch), 1653 nucleotides. It is a transcript of the gene PC, whose product is annotated as pyruvate carboxylase. Lineage: Eukaryota; Metazoa; Chordata; Aves; Passeriformes; Passeridae. Gene Ontology annotation, cellular component: cytoplasm. The transcript has 6 exons. Gene Ontology annotation, molecular function: pyruvate carboxylase activity; ATP binding. The annotation marks the transcript as partial. Gene Ontology annotation, biological process: gluconeogenesis; pyruvate metabolic process. The record is from RefSeq and is a predicted model, not a curated record.
GUUCUGCGAGGUGGCCGUGGCCAACGGCAUGGACAUCUUCCGCGUCUUCGACGCCCUCAACUACGUGCCCAACCUGCUGCUGGGCGUGGAGGCCGCGGGCAACGCCGGCGCCGUGGUGGAGGCCGCGCUCUCCUACACCGGCGACGUGGCCGACCCCACGCGCACCAAGUACAGCCUGGACUACUACCUGGGGCUGGCCCGGGAGCUGGUGGCAGCGGGGACACACGUGCUCUGCAUCAAGGACAUGGCGGGGCUGCUGACCCCCGCGGCCGCCCGGCUGCUGGUGGGGGCCCUGCGGGAGCAGCACCCCGAGGUGCCCCUGCACGUGCACACCCACGACACGGCCGGCGCCGGCGUGGCCUCCAUGCUGGCGGCCGCCCAGGCCGGCGCCGACGUGGUGGACGUGGCCGUGGACGCCAUGUCCGGCAUGACCUCCCAGCCCAGCAUGGGCGCCGUGGUGGCCUGCGCGCGGGGGACGCCCCUGGACACAGGCAUCGACCUGGAGCGCGUCUUCGAGUACAGCGAGUACUGGGAGGCGGCGCGGGGCCUCUACGCCGCCUUCGACUGCACGGCCACCAUGAAGUCGGGCAACGCCGACGUCUACGAGAACGAGAUCCCGGGCGGGCAGUACACCAACCUGCACUUCCAGGCCCACGCCAUGGGGCUGGGACACAAGUUCAAGGAGGUCAAGAAGGCCUACACCGAGGCCAACAAGCUGCUCGGGGACCUCAUCAAGGUGACGCCCACCUCGAAGGUGGUGGGGGACCUGGCGCAGUUCAUGGUGCAGAACGGGCUCUCGCGGGAGGAGGCCGAGGCGCGGGCGGACGAGCUCUCCUUCCCCCUGAGCGUGGUGGAGUUCCUGCAGGGACACAUCGGGGUCCCCCCGGGGGGCUUCCCCGAGCCCUUCCGCUCCCGGGUGCUGAAGGAGCUGCCGCGGGUCGAGGGGCGCCCGGGGGCGUCGCUGCCCCCCCUGGACUUCGAGGCGCUGAGCCGGGAGCUGGGGGCGCGGCACGGGGCCCCCCCCAGCCCCGAGGACCUGCUCUCGGCCGCGCUCUACCCCAAGGUCUACGACGAGUUCCGCACCUUCAGCAGCACCUUCGGGCCCGUGGCCUGCCUGGGCACCCGCCUCUUCCUCGGGGAUUUGGGGGAGAUGCACGUGCACCCCAAGGCCGAGAAGGGGGCCAAGGGCCAGGUGGGGGCCCCGAUGCCGGGGGAGGUGGUCGAGGUCCGGGUCAAGGAGGGGGCGACGGUGGCCAAGGGGGACCCGCUGUGCGUCCUGAGCGCCAUGAAGAUGGAGACCGUGGUGACGGCGCCCGUGGGGGGCAAAGUCACCAAGGUCCACGUGCGCCCCGGGCUCAGCCUCGAGGGCGAGGACCUCAUCGUCGUCAUCGAGUAGAUUUUGGGGGGGGUUCCCCCCAAAAAAAUCCCCCCCAAAGUAACCCCGAAACUCCCCCCCGGAAACGACCUCGCAGAAAUGGGGCGUGGCCCCUUUAAGAGCCCCCCCCAUGGGUGGCGCCCCCUGGUGGGGGCUGGGCGGUACAACAAGGCCUUAAUUAGGGGGGCGUGUCUUAAUUGGGGGGGGCCACAUCUUAAUUAGGAGGUGCCCCGUGAAGGGGGGGUCCCGCUUUGGGGGAACACCUCAUUUUGGGGGGG